AGAAUGGCAGCAGCAGGUGUGCUAACUGGAUUGGCUAAGCUAAAACGGCAAGACUCCGCCCGCUCUCAUAACCGGAACUUACAUGCAACGCCAGGCCAAGGAAAUGCCCCAGAAGCUGCCCCCAGAAAGCGGAAACGACGCACUGAUGUUGUCAUAGUACGCGGCAGGCUACGCCUCUACUCUGCCUCCGGAUUUUUCCUCAUUCUUGGACUGGUCGUAUUAUCUGUAGGGAUCGCCAUGGCGACGCUGGGUUACUGGCCGCACCAUAGAAACAUUCCCUCGGAAAGGUCGGCAACUGGAAGAGGAGCUAAAACGUCUGCAACAGGGGAAGGAAAUGCAGCCAAGAUCGCCUUCACAGAUGAGGACGUGGCUAAUUCCAGCAAGGGUCAAAUUGUUCCAGAUACGCCCACUAAGCAGAUCGCAGGUGCUCUGGCACGGUUCCUGGAACAGCACCGUCACUCUGAGCGGAUGAAGAUGUUCGGGCCAUUCACAAUGGGCAUUGGGAUUUUCAUCUUCAUCUGUGCUAAUGCCAUUCUUCAUGAAAACAGAGACAGAGAAACUAAGAUAAUCCACAUGAGAGACAUGUACUCCACCGUCAUUGACAUCCAUCGCCUCAGGCAGAAAGAGCAGAAGCAACACCAUCACAGCAACAGCGCCUUUGGAAGGGAAGUUGGGGAUCUUCGAACGUUUGGAGCUGAUAACGCAGGACGACUGGGCAGUAACUCCCUCCUGGCGUUCUCCAAUCGGUCCGGCGGGUCGGCCGAAGAGGAGGAGGUGCUGCUAGGGGACGAGGAGUCUCACCGACACGGGGGGCAGGCUAAGCUGGAUUGUAGCUUUGCGGGGCUUUUGGCACCGCUCUACAAGGAUCGCUCUUACCGCGGCCCGGGGCUCGGGAGGGCUCACUCGGAUGCGGUACGCCACCAGUGGUCCGUGGAUGGAGAUGGGGAGAAAGGAGGACACCAUGCACGCUCCAUUGUCUCCUCCUCUCUCUCUGCAUUUAAUCUCCCGGUUAUAAAACUCAACAACUGUGUAAUUGACGAACCGGAGAUGGAGGCGAUCACUGAGGAAGAGAGAGGAAGAGAGCGGAGGGACGGAGUGAGGUCGAAGCCCCUGAGCUCCAUGGAGUCUUUGGUGGUUCCUGUACCAUCUGUUGCUAAGGCCUCCAAACCGCCGGGCUUACACCGGAGUAACUCGGCCUCCUCUUCCUCCCACUGUUCCUCCGUCUCCUCUUGCUCCCUCUCCCCCGCCCCCUCCUCUACCUCAGGCUGCUGGCUCUCCCCGGGAGCAGCAAAGAGCGACUUUGGCUCCAACUCCUCCUUGCACAUGCUCGGCAGCCACUCCAAAUCUCUGGACCUGGAGCGCGGGCCGAGCAUGCUCAGCGUUCACCCGGAGCAGCGGAAACACCCCAGCUGGCCCCGCCUCGACCGUAGCAACAGCUGCCGUAGCAACGGGGGCAACCGCCUAAGCAGUAAAGGCUACACACGGCUGGAGGACAGGGAGGACCAAGGCGAGCGGCUGUUAGAUGCGGCUGUGAGGCGCGACUACAGCAAGCGGGACAAGCUGCUAAUGAUAUCCAGGUCGCAUAAUAAUCUGAGUUUUGAGCGUGACGACUUUAACAGCAGCUCGCUGAAGAGGGGCAGCUCCGAGACUCGGUUCUGAAGAGGCUGAACUGAAGGUUGCCGGUCUUGUUCUGUAAACGGCUCUCCAGACUGUUUGAGAGUACAGUGCGCUUGUGUCAGGGGGAAACUGAUGAGUUCAACAGCUGUACCCGGGAAAGGAUAAGCUCAAAUGUGGUUUAAAGGACACUUUUUGGAAAGCAAGGGGUGAUGGACCAUCUUGAAAAAUCAAAGGUUCAGGGCUCGGCUGAAUGCCUGCUGUGCCAGGUCUAGAGGUGCUGUUCUGUAUCUGACCCUGACCUGUGACUUCCCUGGAAAGAGAUGCUCCCUACAGGGAUCAUUACAAUGAUUUACAUAACAUUACAAUUCUACUUUAUAAAAGUGCAGUUCUAAAAUUUAAUUCAACAGGUUCUCAACCCUGAGACUUCCCUGCUGUUUCAUUAUAACAGGUUUUGGAAAAUGCUUUUCGUUAAGUGUUACAAGUUUUCAUUCAAGGACAUGCUGAAAGCGCUUCGAGCUGGUUUCUUUCCCAGCAGGUGGCUGUGAUGCAAAGAUGAAUCUUUUAUAACAAAGAUCUAGGCACAAACUGCAAAAUUCGCAGGAGCAGUUUAUUAUCAGAAAGGAUAGAAUCAGAGACAUAAAAGUUGUUUUAAUGAUCUUUGCUUGUAGGAAACCUUUGAAAACAAAACUACAAAGAGCGUCAUUUGGUUGUAUAGACUGAUGGCAUAUUCAAAUGAUAGUAAUUGUGUUAACAUUACAAAGACCAUGAUUGACUGCAGUGACAAUGUCCAAAACACAUAGAUAUAGUGGUGAAGUAUUUGUUUUAAAGGUGUUUAUUGUUUGUUUGCUAGAGAUCCACAUAGGUCGGACAAAACCAGUUGCUAAAACGUCAAUAUUGUUCUGCAGUCACAAUGUUGCUGCCCUAUCCCCGUGAACUUCAGCAAAGUGUAAUGUCCGCUACUGAAAACUACAAGUAACAAUCUUUAUCUUUGGCUGUGCUACAGGCAUAUUGAGUUUUUUUCAUCUAUUGACUUCACUCAGGAUAUGCGUUGUAUUAUCCAUGUGUUGUUCAUUUCCGUAGACCUAUCCACAAACCUAUUCAGUAUUAGAGGAAGUCCUAAUAUGUGAAUACUAAUAAACUAGAAGACAGCCAAAAUGAUGAUAAAUCAGGGCUGUAACUAAUGUUUAUUUUCAAUGAUAUUCUAUGAAAUGAUGACAAAGAAUAAUCAUAUCUUAGGAAUUCCAGUUUGAUAAAUGACUUAGCCUAAUGAAGAGAAUAGCGAUUGGCUCUUUACUUUUGGAAAAAACUAUAUUUUAGACAGAUAUCAGUUUAAAAGAGUGUAUCAGACUGCCAUUGUAUUCCAGCAAUCAGUAAAUCAAUGCAUUUAUCUUGUGCUAUCUGUAAAUCCGUCAAGCUUUAAAAUUAAAGUCCAACCGAGCUUAAGUAACAUUUUCUUGUCUGUUACAGAAUACAUAUCCGCUCUUUAUCAACAACCCACAUCUAGCUUAGUUUCGUAGCUUCCCUAAAAAACAUUUAAACGCACAUCUUGUCCUUGCUGAAAGGGCAGCCGGACAAAAAUUCACUGCUAAUAAGUUUGCAGGCAAGAAAGCCUAUUAGCUUCUCUGCUUUGGUUGGAAUUUAAAAUGUGAGCCAUACUGUUUUCUGCUACAGCCCCACGUGUUGCUUUUAUAUUUAUUUAUUUUCUCUGGGAUGAUAUUAACCAUGUGCUAAUGAUUGCAGUUUGGAAUUCAGGAAUUCAGCUACUGAGCAACAUAGUAAUAAUGUCUCAGCAUAUUUUGUUAUCAACAUGUGUGUCGUCCAGAACUGAAUAUCUGAAGACAUUGCUGUUUCUAUUUUCAGUAUGUGAGCUUUUAUGAUGCCUAAUACAUUUGACCAGAUUAGUCCAUGUACUUCAAACACUCUCUGUGCUACCUUAAAUGCAACACAUUUUGAAUGAUGAAACAUCGACAUUGAUGGAGCCCUUUGGUGUGAAGGAAUUUUACCAGAGUAUUUCAUAUACUGGUUCCAAAGCA
This is a messenger RNA of Notothenia coriiceps (black rockcod), 3650 nucleotides long. RefSeq names its product transmembrane protein 200A (gene tmem200a). NCBI's taxonomy places the organism in Eukaryota, Metazoa, Chordata, Actinopteri, Perciformes, Nototheniidae. The record is from RefSeq and is a predicted model, not a curated record. The coding region runs from base 4 to 1659 and encodes 551 amino acids. The transcript is spliced from 4 exons.